CCAUCAGCGCGCGGAGCGGGGCUGGGGCUGUCAGGCGGGCAGGGCCGCCUAGGACCCUGGAGGGGCCGAUCGUCUCGCCCUGCAGAGCCUCCUCUCCCGCCUCUCUCCCUCCGGGGUUUGGCAUCCCUCGGGGAGCAAGAAGCCCGCUCCAGCCCUGACAGCGGGCCGGGCAGGCGGUGCGGUCGGGCCCGGGGGCGGAUGCUCGCGGGUGGGCCGGGCCGGCCGGCUGCGGGGGAGGCGGGCUGCGUUAUUUCCCGCUAGGGCCAGACUCCGGGAGGGACUGGCCUGCACGGUGCUCUCGGCCCCAGCCAGCGCGCGCCGCCCCUCGGGCAGGGCCUGGGGGCGAGCGAGGCGGCGGCGCGGCAUUCCGGGCCUCGGGCCGGGCGCGUGAGCGGGCCGGGGCCGGAGCCGGGCCGACGCCCCGGCGGCGCCUCUCCCACGCUCGCGGCCCCUCCCCCUCCCUUCCUUCCUUCCCCUCGGAUCUCCCGGGAGCGGCGGGCGGACGCGAGCCGCGGCGGGCGCCCGAGCUUUGUGUGCGCCCGCGGGCCCGGGGCGAGCUUCGGGCGGCCCAACUUGGCGGCGGCCGGCGGGCUCCCGGGAGGGAGUUGUGAGGCGUGGCCCGGUGGAGGAGGCGCCUGGGGGGGCGUGGGGCUCCCAGGCGAGCGGGAGGGACAGAGCGAGGCGCGCCGGACAAUGAGCUGGGCAGCUCGGCGCUGCGGCCACUUUUAGGGGGCGCGGGUCGGCCGGCGCCUCCGCGGCUCCACCUGCGAGGAGAGGGCGGGAUGCCAGAGCUGGUUGUCCCGGCGCUCUGAGGCUUCUCGCAGUUAGACGUCCCUGAGCCGGUGCUCGCCUUGACCCUGGGCUACCUGGAGGCUUUGGCUGGGGCGUGUUUCGUGGGGGCGCCCCUGGAGCAGCCGCGAUGGCCAGCACCAGGAGUAUCGAGCUGGAGCACUUUGAGGAACGGGACAAAAGGCCGCGGCCGGGGUCGCGGAGAGGGGCGCCCAGCUCCUCCGGGGGCAGCAGCAGCUCCGGCCCCAAGGGGAACGGGCUCAUCCCCAGCCCGGCGCACAGUGCCCACUGCAGCUUCUACCGUACGCGGACCCUGCAGGCCCUGAGCUCGGAGAAGAAGGCCAAGAAGGCGCGCUUCUACCGGAAUGGGGACCGCUACUUCAAGGGCCUGGUGUUUGCCAUCUCCGGCGACCGCUUCCGGUCCUUCGAUGCGCUGCUUAUGGAGCUCACCCGCUCCCUGUCGGACAACGUGAACCUGCCCCAGGGUGUCCGCACCAUCUACACCAUCGACGGCAGCCGGAAGGUCACCAGCCUGGACGAGCUGCUGGAAGGUGAGAGUUACGUGUGUGCGUCGAAUGAACCGUUUCGUAAAGUUGAUUACACCAAAAACAUUAAUCCAAACUGGUCUGUGAACAUCAAGGGUGGGACCACCCGCGCCUUGGCUGCUCCCUCCUCAGUGAAGAGUGAAGUGAAGGAAAGUAAAGAUUUCAUCAAACCCAAAUUAGUGACUGUGAUUCGAAGUGGAGUGAAGCCUCGAAAAGCUGUGCGGAUCCUUCUGAAUAAGAAGACUGCUCAUUCCUUCGAACAGGUCUUAACAGAUAUCACUGAAGCCAUUAAACUGGACUCAGGAGUGGUGAAGAGGCUCUGCACGCUGGACGGGAAGCAGGUUACUUGUCUGCAAGACUUUUUUGGUGACGAUGAUGUUUUUAUUGCAUGUGGACCUGAAAAAUUCCGUUACGCCCAAGAUGACUUUGUCCUGGAUCACAGUGAAUGCCGUGUCUUGAAGUCAUCUUAUUCUCGCACCUCAGCUGUUAAGUAUUCUGGAUCCAAGAGCCCUGGGCCUUCUCGACGCAGCAAAUCACCAGCUUCAGUAAAGAGGGGUGGCCACUACUCCAGGGCCUACUCUACAGCCAAAUCCCCAGUUAAUGGAACUCCCAGCAGCCAACUUUCCACUCCUAAAUCUACGAAAUCCUCCAGUUCCUCUCCAACUAGCCCAGGAAGUUUCAGAGGAUUAAAGCAGAAUUCUGCACAUGGCCGAUCUUCUUCCAAUGUAAAUGGCGGGCCUGAACUUGAUCGUUGCAUGAGUCCUGAAGGUGUGAAUGGAAACAGGUGCUCUGAAUCGUCAACUCUUCUUGAGAAGUACAAAAUUGGGAAGGUUAUUGGUGAUGGCAAUUUUGCAGUAGUCAAAGAGUGCAUGGACAGGUCCACAGGAAAGGAGUUUGCCCUAAAGAUUAUAGACAAAGCCAAAUGUUGUGGAAAGGAGCAUCUGAUUGAGAACGAAGUGUCGAUACUGCGCAGAGUGAAACAUCCAAAUAUCAUCAUGCUGGUUGAGGAGAUGGAAACAGCUACUGAGCUUUUUCUGGUGAUGGAAUUGGUCAAAGGUGGAGAUCUCUUUGAUGCAAUUACUUCUUCAACCAAGUACACUGAGAGAGAUGGCAGUGCCAUGGUGUACAACCUGGCCAACGCCCUCAGGUACCUCCACGCCCUCAGCAUUGUGCACAGAGACAUCAAGCCAGAGAACCUCUUGGUGUGUGAAUAUCCUGAUGGGACCAAGUCUUUGAAACUGGGAGACUUCGGGCUGGCCACUGUGGUAGAAGGCCCUUUAUACACAGUCUGUGGCACCCCGACUUACGUGGCCCCAGAAAUCAUUGCUGAAACCGGCUAUGGCCUGAAGGUGGACAUUUGGGCGGCUGGCGUGAUCACGUACAUACUGCUCUGUGGAUUCCCACCCUUCCGAAGUGAGAACAAUCUCCAGGAAGAUCUCUUCGACCAGAUCUUGGCUGGGAAGCUAGAGUUUCCGGCCCCCUACUGGGACAACAUCACGGACUCAGCCAAGGAAUUAAUCAGUCAAAUGCUUCAGGUAAACGUUGAAGCGCGGUGCACUGCGGGACAGAUCCUGAGUCACCCCUGGGUAUCAGACGAUGCCUCCCAGGAGAAUAAUAUGCAGGCUGAAGUAACAGGUAAACUCAAACAGCACUUUAAUAACGCGCUCCCCAAACAGAACAGCACCACCACCGGGGUCUCCGUUAUCAUGAACACGGCUCUAGAUAAGGAGGGCCAGAUCUUCGGCAGUAAGCUCGGCGCGGACGGCAGCCGGCCCGGCCUGGAGCCCGCUGCCCCGGAUCCCCCUGCGUCCCCGGAGUCGCCCCCGCGCUCUCCUGCCGCCGCCGCCGCCGCCGCCGCGGAGUGCGAGCGGGCGGGGACCUGGCGCCGCCACCGCGACUGACCGGCCGCCCCCGCCGCCCGCAUCGCUGCCCGCACCGCGCAUCGCAUCGCCGGGGUGGAGAGCGCGCUUCCAGGGCCACCGCUUCCCGCGCGUUCCGCCCGGGUCCUGGAGGGGCCUGUGCGCGUCGGCUUCGGGGACAGGUCCUCGGAGCGGCUUCGUUUAAAUUCUCUGUCUUCUCAGUUCAGUGGACAUUUGACGGCGUCACCAGGAGAAUGUGCAACUUUUAUCUGACAUUGAGCGCAUUUUUAUAGAAACACUUUGGAUGCACCGAGAUCGCUCUCUUAUUUAAGUAAACUCAGGAGGGCUCCCUUUUUCUUACAAGCAACUCAGAACUGCGUCUGUCCCUUUGUGGGCGCCCUUCCUCUGCUGACGGGGGUCGGGGGCUGGCUUCCCGCGCAAGGCUUGGAGCCCGAGCGGACCCCCUGGUCCCGGCACUCCGCCCAGCCUCGGGGGCUCGUCUAGGACGACACUGGCUCUGGACUUGUGCGCAGACCGCAGGGAAGGCCGUUUCUUCCCUCGCAGUUGUGUUUCCCUGACUCUUCCCACGACCGUAUUAGAAAAUGCUGACGACCUUGUCCUUGGGGCUUUUUAACGAGAAGCGUGGUGCAUGCCGCGUUGCCGGGCGCUUCCUUCUCCAGGUCCGGCUGCGGGCAGAGCAGGACCAACCAGCGGCCCCAGGAGCCGCGGGAGCCUCCCUUCUCCAUCUGCUUUUCAUCUGCAGCGGCGGCAACAACCCCCAGGAAGCGCGGGGCACAGUCGGGACUGGGCGGGAAGGUGCCUGCAGACAUCCUCCGUUACUAACCUUCUGGAAGGCUGCUGGCAGUUUUCCCUGUUUUCCACCACCCUGCUCUUUUUAAUGAUUGUAUAUAAUCAGUGUAUUUGUUUUACCUGCUCAUCUUCUAAACGGGUGGGCCUGUAGUUCAUUCUCAUUGUUAAGACUUUUGCCGCCUACAAGUGUAUCCAAUAAACUUUUCCUUCUUGAGAAAUAGCGGUCAGGGUGGGUAGAGGUUCCUGCGUGGUGGUUUUGCAGAGUGUUGUGGUCAAAGCAACCCCUCCCCGGCCCAGGUUCUGGCUGGUGCCAGUGUUGGUUUUUGUCUCGGGUCACAACGGGGAAGAGAGGUGCGUGGGAAGAACGCACGGAGGUGCACCUGGAUGGAACUGUGUUUGAUUACAGGUGCAGAAACUCACACAACAAAAGCUCAAAAAGGGGGCUUCCCUGGUGGCGCAGUGGUUGAGAAUCUGCCUGCUAAUGCAGGGGACACGGGUUCGAGCCCUGGUCUGGGAAGAUCCCACAUGCCACGGAGCAACUGGGCCUGUGAGCCAAAACUACUGAGCCUGCGCGUCUGGAGCCUGUGCUCCGCAACGGGAGAGGCCGCGAUAGUGAGAGGCCCGCGCACCGCGAUGAAGAGUGGCCCCCGCUCGCCACAACUAGAGAAACCCCUCGCACAGAAACGAAGACCCAACACAACCAAAAAUAAAUAAAUAAACAAAUAAAUAAAAUUAAAAAAAAAAAAAAAAAAAGCUCAAAAAGGAUAUAGAGAUUAUUAGUGUACAACAGAGAACUCUGAUGGAACCAGAGACAGGAAGGUCAGGCUUUAUAGGAAAUGGGGAGCUGGGGCAGCUGUUCUUCUUGUCUGUCUGUGCCUGUCUCAGAGGUUGUGCUGUCUCCUGUCUCUGCUUCUCUCAUUGCAUUUCGGCUCUUGGUUUCUGUUCCCUCGUAACGUCUGCUUGCCUGGUCUCUGGCUUAGCCUGUAACUGCUUCUGUCCCCAGCUUUGCAAGGCUGUACAACUCCACGGCUUGAAACCAUAUCUUUCAGCUCUGGUUCUCUUCGUUCACACUGCUGUGUGACGAUUUCUCUCACCAGCUGACCUGUGAUCCAAUCCAGAGGCAGGUGACAGAAUGCAGAUGGGCUUCCUGGGCGCACAGCUCCAGUGGGUGCAGGCUUCAAGAGAGGGUAGUGAUGGGCAGGUCCAGAACAUUCUGCCUGUCGCUCCUCUCACUGGUUAAAGAGCGAGCUUUUUCAUAGCUUCCAAUAGAAAAAUGUUUGUUAAUGGAAGCGAAGAGCUAAUGUAAAAGAAAGAGGAGAAAAAUGAGGAUAAAGAAAAUGAAAAUGAAGAAUGAUGGAGCGAGGCCUUUAGUGUACUGAUCAGAGCCUGAAACUCGACCCCAUCUCUCAAACUGCGAGGUUCAAAGACAUUUGCUAAAGACUUAAGAAAAUAAAUGGCCAGGGCAGUGCCAGUCACUGGUGGCAGGAGGAGGAGCGCCUUCUGUCCCGCACGUGCUCCCACGUUCUGUGGCACCCUGGAUGGCCUGGAGACAGGAGUAGCCUGAGCUGGGUGUGGCAACGUGGCCUGGCAGUGGCCAAGCAGUUCUUUAGUAAUUAAAUCCCACAAACACCUAGAGCGUUAAGUGGUGGUAAAGGAACAAGCCCAGAAGUAGGUCAUGGGACUGGCAGGAGACAGAGCCAUGAUAUGGUUUGAGAUUCCACAGACAUCAAACCUGUGCUCUUUUGAAGGCAGCCUGUUGUCCAGGGUCAAUCGAGGCCUGGAUGUGAGUGGCCAUCUAGAUGAUGAUCCUAAAUAAAGGCUCCGACACCACAAGCAAAUUGUUCAUUCACCCACACAUGUAGCAAACGUUAUUGAGCUCUUAUUCUGGUCUCAGGAUCCAAAUUAAAUAGAGGUCCUUUAUUGCUGGGUUCCUCCGCUCCCGCACUGAGAGAGAGGCCCGCGCUUGGUUUAUGUUCAUCCCCUUAUUCCAGCAGGGGGGCCAUGUCUACAGAAGUUGACCUUUGAAGAGAGCAAGGGAAGCAGUGACCUGCCGAAGCCGUCGUGGGCCGCCUGCUGGGCCCAGCCAGGAGUCAGCGGGAGUCUGUCUCUCUUUCUUCAGAAAGGUUGCCGUGACGUGAAGGUACAUGGAACAUACAGAUGGAAGCAUUUGGCGUAACUCCCCCAGAAUAUCUGCGUGAAUACGAUUGUGAAACGUGAAUCAGGAGAUGGGGGACAGUUCAGAACAGAUAAACCAUAUUGGAAGAAAGAGCACUGGGUAGCGAUGCUGUCUUGGAGGAGGACUUUCAGGGCAGUUUGCUGUUCCAUGGAAAUACAGUGUAAGCCACAUAAUUUAACAUUUCCUGGUACCAUAUUAAAAAAAAUGUAAAAAAGAACAGGUGAAAUUAUAGUAUAGUAUAUUUAACCCAGUAUAUCUAAAUACCUCCCUUUAAAGUAUUAUUUCAACAUGUGAUCAGUGUAAAAAACAAUCAUUGGGAUACUUUACUUCUUUGUCCUAAGUCUUUGAAACCUGGUGUGUAUUGACAUGUAUGCCACCUCUCAGGCUGGACCAGGCACAUUUCAAGCGUUUAAUAGCCCCGUGUUGCUCCACCUGCCAAGCUGGACAGUGCAGCUCUAAAGAAAGGCCACAGCACUCAGUGUCCUUGUUUUGUUUAGUUUUGCAUAUGGUGUGUAUGACAACGCAGAAAGAAUCCUUAUCCACUGUUUUAAAUGGGAUGGACUGAUUUAAGACGAUCUCAGCAGGUUAGAGCACUGAUCCAAACCUGAGAUGUGACAUCAAAGCGUGAAGUCCUGUGAUUCAGUGGCCAAGGCCCUGGUGUUCACUUCUUCACGGGAAAGAUCUGGGAGGGGAGAAGUGCAACGAGCACCAUGUCAUUAGGCGCCAACAGAACUGCUUAAACGUUAGCAUAACCUUAAGCUGCAUCCUGAAAAGUCUGUGCAGGUCGUGGGCAGCGUGAGUCGAGCCUCCCAGGUACGGCUCUGCGCUGGGGCCUCGGGGUGUGUGGUGCAGAUGAAGCAACCAUUGCCCGAAAGAAGGCAGCCAGGGUGGCGAGGGGUUUAAAGCCCUGGGAGCCAAGGACUGGUGGAGAAGCGGUCAGGUGUUGCUUAGGAAAACCCAGAGGCAUCUCCGCCUGAUGUGUGGCUUCACAGUGAACUGCUCUGUGGCAGGGGGUGCAGACUUCUUUUGGGUGCUCUGGGUGGUGGCCCGAGGUCAGUGGGUAGGAGACUUGAGGGUCAGGUGUGAACGCAGCGUUGCAGGAGCAGGCUGGUGACAGAAUUCGCUGCUUUCCAAAGGAGCGAUUGUCUAGUUCUGGGAAAUGCCUAGGUGCUAAAUAAUAACAAAAGUUCAUAGUUUACAGAGUUAUCUCACACUGUCUUGUUUGAGCCAUACCACAGCCCUGAGAGAACAGCUAACAUUCCUGUUCAACAAACGAGGGAACUCAGAUGGGUCUUGAGCUGACGGAGCCUGGACAUGCGUUUCCCGGCCCCGGGGCAGGUGUCCUGGGAGCUGCUGUGCCCCUCCAGGUGGUCAGGGAUGCUUUAGGGGUAGCAUCUGUGUCCUAAGGUGGAGGUGGGAUGGGCUGGGGAAGACACCUGACAAAGUGGUAGAAAAUCGAGGCGGCUAAGAAGUUCCCAGGGCAGGGGCGUGUGAGUUCUGUGAGAUGAAGGAAGACAGUAGUCUCUCUGAGGGAGGCGGAUGUGUGCAACUUUGGUUAGUCUUGGCCAAUGGAUUUUAAGGGGCUAUUUUAUGAUAAACCGUGCAGCCUUGAACUCAGUGGGGGUGUGUUACCAGCAUCGAGCAGCUGAGCGGAAGAAAAAGGUAUUUGGUACAGAGACUGACCUGCUCCUGCCAUGCUCUUUCUCAAACAGAAGCCUCCUUCAUUUGGGGCAGAGCUGGCAGCAUGGCCUUUGGCGGUCAGGAGGGUUUCAGCCCGAGUUUGAUGGUGUGAGGCUGGGCACCUGCCCGUGCUGGCACUAAGGUCAAGCCUGGGGAGUGUCUCUCAGCUGAUCCAAGUCUGAAGCUGCAGCACAGCCAGCUGCUUCUGCCGGGCUCCCCCAGAAUCUUGGUUUUGGCGAGGAAAAAUAUUCCUGAACUUGAGACAGGAAAAUAAUUCACUGCGUGUUUCUGGCAUGUGACUGCUGUGGAAUUCAGAGGAACGUUUGUAGGUCACCUGCUUCCCUUGCCUGCAGGUCAGACCACUCUGUUCUCUAGAAAGAAGGAUGUGAGGCCCUCUGGUUUGAGCAAUCUGCAUUUCUGGCUCAGGCAGGGCAGGGAGUGAUGUGUCAGGGUCAUUCAUCGUAGCCUUGGGCUUUUAUAUGGUGAUCAUGUGAUCUGGGGGACCCAGGAAAUGCAUCAUGGACUCUUUCAGAUCUAUUGAAAAGAAAGAUCCAAAAGACGUUUCUCCCACUCAUCGGAGAGAAAAUAGAAGAGGUAGAAUUAAAAAUUUUUUAAUUUUAAUUUUUGAUUUGCUACUUUAUGGUCUUUGCCUUCCCAGCUUCCUUGCUUUUUCCCUGCAGUGAUAACUUGCGAUGCCUAUAGAAUUAACAUCAUUACACUUUAUGCUACAAAAAAGGGAGGUCGCAAGGCUGGUUGCUCUCCUAGUUGAAGUAGAAAACACUUUCCUCCGUCUGUGGUGGGGCAGAAAUAGCCAAGUGGAGGCUCGGGCGUAUUUGCGGAUACGCAUGGUUUAUGCAGAUUUUCAGAUUCAUGUCCUCCUCCUCUCUGUGUUUGUGAACAUGCUCUGGCCUAAUGUGAUGUCACGUGAUGACGUGAGGCUGUGGGGCUGCCUGCUCCUCCGUCAUCCAACGCACACUGGAGAGUGGCAAAGCUGCUCCGUCAAGCUCAGUGGGAUCCUUCCACCUGUUUAAAGACGUUUCUACUUCGAUGUGGAAGGAAUCUGUCCCGGGGCUGCUGGGCUCUUCAGCAGUGAUGGAGACGGGGUGGGGCUGCUGCAGGAAGGAGAACCAAACCAGGCCAGCGCUCUUGAAAUCAUGUCUGGUAAAAACGUAUCAAAGAUCCCUAGUGAAAAUCUCUCCCGUGGAAGUCCUAUCUUGCUGGAUCUAAACUGUCACGUGCCAUUUAAAUUCAGUUACAUUUGCAGAAAAAGGUGCAACGCGGAUGUGCGGUCUGGCUGCAUCCAGAUUCCCUGGCUGUCUGCCAGCUUGACCCACGUGACCUCUGCCAUCUCUCUCUGCCCCUCCGACAGCGAGGUGGGAGGACACACGGCCCCAGAUGUGCGGCCAGGCCCCUGGCUGGGCUCUGCUCUCGGAGCUGAAUGGGAACGGGCAGCCUGGUGGUAAGCUACCGACCUCAUGUGCUACCCCCGGCUUCCGUGGGUCCCAGGCAGGGGACUGUCCCGCAUGCUGACAAGCAGAAGUGAAGUGUGGGGUUAUCUCAAGGCAGAAUUGUUCCUUUUCAUUGGAUUAAUUUAUUGGAACAUUUAUUUGUGGAUGUUUGGUCCACUUUGGGAACAAGCUUCUCCUGAGUGGAUUGUCCACCAGUUCGCAUCUGUGUGCCUGUCAGGUUUUCGUGUUCUCUCUGCUCUAAGCCCUCAUACGCUUUCUCCUAGAGAUCCAGUGGUAUUUCUUAAAGUAGAGCCUCACGGACUUGACUGAUGAUGUUUCCGUCAGAAUCCACACUAUCGGUGAGGAAAACCUUCCUUUCCCGAGGCAGCGCAUGUUAACACACCGCCUCUCAGCAGCGUCACCUACUGAAUGUGUCGCCGUGGUUCCUGGCUGUUGUAGGUCAUCCCGUUUCAUCCCAAGCCAUGUCAGUUUUGACUUUUUUCCCUAAUUGGUUUAUAUUUAUUCGAAGUAAUUUUUUUUAAAGGAGUGAAAAUGGGAUAAAAUAAGUGAAUGUUGAGUAAACCCUAACAUAUACAGUACUAAACAGAGCCUACCCCUAAGAAGCCCUGUGUUGAUGCCAGCGGGAUUCGUUUUAUGAGUAGAUACGGUCAGCCCUCGGUAGCCGCAGGUUCUAUGUCUGUGGUUGGUGGAAGCCACAGAUGUGGGCGGCUGGCUGUAGUUGUGUGUUGAUGCCAGUUGUAAGGUAUUAAGUUUCAGUGGAUUUUCCACAGUUGUAAGUAAGUUUUAAACAAUAAAGGCGGUAGAGGCACCGAUUUUCUUCUUAGGCUCCAAGAGGAAGCUGCUUCAUGAACUUUGCUUCAGGCUUGUUAAAAUAGGUAGUUGAAGAAGUAUCAUAUGCCUGGCAUAUGACUUAGAUAUUCUUAAUUUUCUUCUACCACUUUCCCCAAAGUUUCCAAAGUGUGAUAUCACAGGUUAGUACCAGUGAGGAUAUUCAUUUACCAGUAACUUGGGUAUGUCUUUGACUCUAAGAUGUACUUCCCUUCUCCCACAUUUUACCAUCUAUUGUUUUGUUAAUGGUUUAUAAAACAACGGUGGAUUUUAGACGGAACAGUGUAUAAAGU
Messenger RNA from Balaenoptera acutorostrata (minke whale), 10449 nucleotides. It is a transcript of the gene DCLK2, whose product is annotated as doublecortin like kinase 2. Gene Ontology annotation, molecular function: protein kinase activity; ATP binding. Gene Ontology annotation, cellular component: axoneme. Gene Ontology annotation, biological process: intracellular signal transduction; photoreceptor cell development; retina development in camera-type eye. The transcript has 17 exons. Bases 920 to 3235 code for a protein of 771 amino acids. NCBI's taxonomy places the organism in Eukaryota, Metazoa, Chordata, Mammalia, Artiodactyla, Balaenopteridae. The record is from RefSeq and is a predicted model, not a curated record.